Messenger RNA from Engraulis encrasicolus (European anchovy), 7048 nucleotides. It is a transcript of the gene hip1rb, whose product is annotated as huntingtin interacting protein 1 related b. Lineage: Eukaryota; Metazoa; Chordata; Actinopteri; Clupeiformes; Engraulidae. The record is from RefSeq and is a predicted model, not a curated record. The transcript is spliced from 32 exons. Gene Ontology annotation, cellular component: clathrin-coated vesicle; actin cortical patch. Gene Ontology annotation, molecular function: phosphatidylinositol-3,4-bisphosphate binding; phosphatidylinositol-3,5-bisphosphate binding; clathrin-cargo adaptor activity. Bases 401 to 3625 code for a protein of 1074 amino acids. Gene Ontology annotation, biological process: endocytosis; clathrin coat assembly; actin filament organization.
CCCGUUGCCAAGCGCGAGGGUGUUCUCUCCCGCGACUCACUCGAGUGAAAGCGAGGAUAGUCGGACCAUGGAUAUGCAAGGGGCUCGCUUUUUUGUGUUCUCCAACGUGCAGUUGACCUUCUGAUGCAUCGGUGGCGUGGUGGCUCUUUCAAGUUUGGAUUAAAAGGCAUAGCGGCUAUCGUUUCUCUGCAUUCGGAUUUACAAAGUAGACCGUCAUAUGUGAUCUCCAUGUUUUAACGAGAAUAUCAAGCGUUGCUUAUUUUUUUAUAUUUCAUGACCUACCUUUGUUUUUGAGGAGUGUUUUUUACAGACAGGGAUAUUCGAUACAACGAUAUUGCAUUGCAAGAAACCCCCGUUUUCCGUGAACUUCUGAGGCCAGGUUCCAAACCAGCGUACGGAGAUGAAUUCCAUACGACAGGUGCCCUCGCGGGUGAAAAGCAAACGGACGGAAACUCAUUUGGGUGCGGAAAGAGAACACUUUGAAAGACAGCAGCUCAGCAGCAUCAGCAAGGCAAUCAACUCCACAGAGACGCCAGUCAAGGAGAAACAUGCCCGCAGGAUCAUCCUGGGUACCCACCGGGAGAAGGGGGCCUUCACCUUCUGGUCCUACGCCCUGGGCCUGCCCCUGCACUCCAGCGCCAUCCUCAGCUGGAAGUUCUGCCACGUGCUGCACAAAGUCUUGCGCGAUGGACAUCAAAACAGUUUACAAGACUGUAUGAGGCAUCACAGCAACAUUGUUGACACAGGAAUUAUGUGGGGAAACCUGCGGGAUCGCCAUGGUUACGGUCAGCUGGUGUCCCUCUACGCAAAGCUCCUCAUCACCAAGAUGGAGUUCCACACUAAGCAUUCUGAGAUCCGGACUAAUCUGGAGGCUACAGAUGAAGUGUUUGAGAGGACCGUGGGAACAGACAUCAACAAUGUGUUCCAGCUGACGGUGGAGGUGUUUGACUACAUGGAUGCAGAGCUCAGGGUGGCCGAGGCAGUGCUGCGUCAGCUGAACACGUCCAUAGCGAUCUCCACCAUGACGUCCGGCCAGUGUCGCCUGGCCCCCCUCAUCCAGGUCAUCCAGGACUGCAGCCACCUCUACCACUACUCCGUCAAGCUGCUCUUCAAACUACACGCCUGUCUGCCUGCCGAUACACUGCAGGGCCAUAGAGAUCGCUUCCUUGACCAGUUCCACAGCCUGAAGACAUUCUUUAACAAGGCCCGAGACAUGCUCUUCUUCAAGAGACUCAUUCAGAUACCACGGCUACCUGACUCUCCUCCUAACUUCUUGCGAGCGUCGGCCCUGGCGGAGCACGUGAAGCCGGUGGUGGUGAUGCCAGACGAGGAGCCGGAACCAGAGGAGGCGGAGGAGGACGAGCCGGAAUCCCUUAUCGACAUCAGCGAAGCACCCCCACCCAGCAUGGCAGCCCAGCCACAGGUGGACAUCUUUGACCAGGCCUUUGGACCCCCAAAUAACGGCUUUGACGACAGAGAUCUUCAGAUUGAGAGUCUGAAGCGUGAGAUCGAGCUGUUACGAGCAGAACUGGAGAGGAUCAAAGGAGAGGCCCAGCGUUACAUCACGCAGCUGAAGUCUCAGAUCAACAGUCUGGAGGCGGAGCUUGAAGAGCAGCGUGUGCAGAAACAGCGCGCCCUGCUGGAGAACGAGCAGCUGCGCAUGGAGCUGGAGGCCACACGCAGACGCAACGCAGAACACGAGAGCACGCAGAGCCUCUUCAGCGAAGCAGAGAAGCGGUCCCAGGCCACUGAGCAGCGCUACAACAAGCUGAAGGAGAAGCAUGCCGAACUGGUGUCCAACCACGCAGAGCUACUCAGGAAGAGUGCGGACACGGUGAAGAUGCUGUCGGCUACCCAGGAGACUCAGGAGGAGGUGGAGAGAACCAAGCAGCAGCUGGCCUUCGAAGUGGAACGCGUACGCCAAGAGGCUGAAAUGAAGAUGGAGGAGCAGAAGUUUGAGAUGGACAAGCUGAGGAGGGAGAUGGACGAGAAGAACGCUGAGAUGGCUCGCAUCAGGAGCACACUGGAGACCAACACCAAGGCGGAGCAGGAGAAGAGCAGUGCUGUGGCGUCUCUGCAGGCUGAGAAGGAGCGUCUGAUGAGGAGCGUCAGUGAGAAGGAGGCGGAGCUCUCGGCGGCCCGCCAGCAGCACCAGCUGAAGGAGAGCUCCCUCACACAGGACCGAGACAAGACCACCCGGGAACUGGACGACCUGCACAACAAACUCAAGGAGAAGUUGAGUCGAGAGGAGGCUCUUCAGCAGAAGCUGUUGGAGGAGCAGUUUAGCCUGCUGCAGGGCACAGUCACCGAGGCAGAGAACAUCAUCCAGGACGCCCUGGCCAAACUAGACGACCCCCUACACAUACGCUGCACUAGCUCCCCAGACUAUCUGGUCAGCCGGGCUGAGUCCACUCUGGGCUCCAUUGACAAGGUGAAGGCGGGACAUGGUGACUACCUGAAGAACAUGAAUGAUGCCAGUGGUCUGCUGAGGGCUUUGACUCAGUUCUCCCACCUGACUGCUGACACCAUCAUCAACGGCAGCGCCACAGCUCACAUGGCACCCACCGAUCACGCCGACCGCCUGACUGAGAACUGCCGGGGCUGUGCCAAUAAGAGUCUGGAGUUCCUGAGAGAUCUCAAGUCCAAAGCCUCCCUGAGGAGCGCCGACCCUGAAGCCAUACGAGCUGCCGUACAGAAGAUACUCAGACUAGCACAGGACCUGCGUCCGAAGGGUGCUGAUGUGGGGAAGGAUGAGUUGGGAGAUCUGGUGGACAAGGAGAUGGCCUCCACAUCAGCUGCCAUUGAAGAGGCCGUACGACGCAUAGACGAAAUGAUGAACCAGGCCAGGAGAGACACCGAGGGGGUCAAGCUGGAGGUCAACGAGAGGAUCCUGUUCAGCUGCACAGAUCUCAUGAAGGCGAUCCGUAUGCUGGUAAUCGCCUCCACAGACCUGCAGAAGGAGAUUGUGGAGGGGGAGCGGGGUGCUGCCACCAUUAAGGAGUUCUACGCCCGUAACUCUCGCUGGACUGAGGGCCUCAUCUCAGCAGCCAAAGCUGUGGGCUGGGGCGCCACUCAGAUGGUGGACUCCGCUGAUAAGGUGGUGCUGCAUACGGGCAAGUACGAGGAGCUGAUCGUCUGUUCUCAUGAGAUCGCAGCCAGCACCGCACAACUGGUGGCAGCAUCCAAGGUGAAAGCGGACCGUAACAGUAAGAAGCUGGGCUCGCUGCAGCAGGCCAGUCGCCAUGUCAACGAGAUGGCAGCCAAGGUGGUGGCCUCCACCAAGACGGGACAGGAGCACCUGGAGGAGAAAGACACUAUGGACUUCUCUGGCCUGUCCCUCAUCAAACUCAAGAUGGAGGAGAUGGAGUCACAGGUGAAGGUGUUGGAGCUGGAGUCCCAGCUGGAGAACGAGCGUCUGCGUCUGGGCGAGCUGCGGAAGAAGCACUACGAGCACUACGGGGUGCCCCUGGACGCGGCCGCCGCCGCGGGGGACAACAACGGCCUGCGCGCCCCCUCCCCCAACCCCGUGGCCCCCUCCUCACCCAAACCCUCCAAGCCAGCCCUGUUCAAGAAGCCCGCCCUGGCCAGCAAGCCCAACGUGCCCCCCAAGGCUGGAUUUAGGUAAGACGGUGCAAGACCCCAGGUCCAUGUUGACACCGAUGAUGAACUCCAACAAAGGAACUCAAAUACUCCUCUGCCUCCUCUCCUCCUCCUCCUCCUCCUCCUCCUCCUCCUCCUCCUCCUUAUUACUCCUUCUCGACAGAUCCAUCCUUUUCUCCUUCCCACUCUCCUCCCCAUCCUCCUCCUUCUCCUUCCACUUCUCCAUUCCCCAUCCGGUUGAUGGAAGGACCUCGUUGUCUGCCUCCAGAAAAUCUAUUUAUCUCCUUUUUUUUCAUAUUAUCUCGGUCUUUGUUUAUGUCUGAACUGUUACGUUUUCUGUUUUGACAAAAGGGAAUUUCGACAAACAAACACAAACAAAUGUUUAUUUUCUGUACCUCCUGCAAUAUCUGAUGAUGAAGGGAAAGCAACAGGGGAGGCAAUGUCACUGAAUUCACUGUAAAGGGUUUUUUGAUUGUCUUUGUUAUUUCUGUAUUCGAUGCGGUUUGCGUUAGUGUGUGACUAUUUUGAUUGUUUUGUUUGCAUUUGCUCUGAUAUAGUUUUUUUGUUUUUGUGUGGGCUCAUAUGCUGCACCUCUGCCUCCCCCAGACCGUCACAUUCUAGAAUCCCACAUUCCUUUCUCUUCUUUUGUUUUUCUUUCUCCUCCUUUCAUUCCCUUUCUCUGUCACUCCCUUCCAUCCCUCACUGUCACACAUCGCAGUUGGGCCACUCAGGACAAGCCUUUUUUUUUUCGCCCAGAAAACUUAAAAUCACGGAGGUUCACAUCAUUCAUAUCAAUUGCAAAUGUUCACUUGCUUCACUAUAAGGUACGCUCAGUUUGCAGUACUUUUAGGGCGUUUAGGAACACUGCUCCGUGGCCUACAUAUUACACUACUUGGUGAAUUUGUGAAUAUUUCCGAUUCAGGGCUUCCGCACAUAGGCUCCGACAAAGUGCUGAGCACUGCUCCGCAAAAGUUCGAUUCCAUUGUUUUCAAUAGAACCACGCACACUGGCGCCGAUGUCCGCGGACAUUCGCGGAUGUCGUAUAGCAAUUAGAGGCGAGUUCUAUUUUGUCGGCGUCGCCCCUUGACUCUCAAUGCUAUGUUCGUGUGAAAUUGGGUUUGGGGGUCCGAAUUACGUCGGAAGCGAAAGUGCGGCGCAGUGCUUUCGGAGCCAAUGUGCGGCUGGCCUCAGACGUCCUCAACGUCCUCUCCUGCUUCCUUUUCAUUCUGUAGAGGAUACGUGUUCUAGUUCUCGUGUUCUAGUUCCAUAUCAGGAUUUGCGCCUGUGUUUUUGUUGUCUGUUUCUAUUGUCUAAUCUACAGCACAAAUCCACACAUUAAUAUAUUCAUUCAGGGAGGCAUAUAUAUCUUUAUACUGUAUAGAUAUCAUAUCAAAUAUAUAUAUAUAUAUAACUAUGAGGGUCUAUGAUUGAUCUGCGGUGACUGUAGGUAGACACUGCACCAACAGCCUGAGAUGAGAUUCAGGGUCAGGGUGGUGGCUAUUCCAGAGAGGAUGGUUCAGUGGCUAUCCUGUGGAAGUUAACUUCAAAGUAAGUCAUGUAUUUUCAACAGUCCAGAGUACAAUCGUCCAUAAUCAUUAAUUUGUAAGCUGGCAGUUGUGACGGGCACUGUAGUUUUUACAGAGUCAUUCGAUAUCUUGUACAGUUUUCUGAUUUGGCACCCCAGGGAGAAACCUAGCUAAGAUUCACUAAGUGCGUUUGGUAAAUCUGCUAAUAGAAGACCCUAAUGAAUUCAUUCUCUUUGCUAAAUUAUGUCUGGGCCCUGCCUCUGCUACUAGGUGAUUUGCAGCUUGCUGUGAUCUAGGUCAGUAAUCAUGCACAGCCUGCCUGCCUGGCUGGAAUUCACCCCAGUUCUAGAACUCCCCCCAGUUCUGGAUCACUCCCCCCAGUUCUAGAACAUUCCCCAGUUCUGUUGUCAUGCAGUGUUGUUGUGUUGUGUUGUGUUGGGUGGGGGGCUUCCUGGUAUGGCUUUUGCUUGUCUAGCUCUUCAGCCAUCGGCACAGACCAUCUUUUCCUCUCUGCACUCACACAGAGACCUCGUUUUCCCAACAGAGUAAAAGAGCCAGGCACAGGGCUGUCCCUUGUCCUGUUUAGUGGCGUACCGCUUGCUCUGACUUGAUGAGUUCAGCUGAGCCUGCUUUCUGGAAUCCGCCCAUUGAUCUCCUGUGUAUUUUUAGCAUUAAGAUUUUAAAAGUGGAAAAAAACAUGGGGGGAAACAAUGUGCCUUUCUCUCUUUACAUGAGACCUUUAAAUAUGAAUAGUAUGUUUGUUUGUUUGUUUGUUAUUUUUAUGUCAUAUUCUCACUGUUCCCCUGCUCCUCGUAUGCUCCUGUGUGGGGGUUGGCAGUCGCUUGUACUGAUAUCACAGAGACUUAAUAAUAAUAAUAAUAAUAAUAAUAAUAUUGAUAAUGACAUUGAUUGAAUGAUUGAAUUGCCACAUAACUCUGCAGUGCAGGUGUGUGUACGUAUAGGUCACGGUAGACUUCCCUUUAGAGUAUAGUGUUGACUCUCUGACCUUUAUCAUGCUGUAUCACCAUAGUGUAGUGUCUCUUGAUUACUCUAACAAAUAGCAUACCAUGUUGUAGCUAAAUUCUACACAGAACCAACGUAGCCAUGUUUGGUCAUAAUGCCCUUGGGAUCAAGUCAAACUUAAAUCAAUCUAAGAAGCAAAUGAAGGGAAGAUGUUGCAAUGGAUUUAACUUUAUGCAACAUGUGUGUCAAUAAUGUGUGUGUGGAAUUAAGUGAAGUUGGAUCAGUAAGAUAUGAAGGUCAAUUUAUUUUAACUCAAUAGUGCCAUGUAUGGCGAAUGGCAUCAUUGCAUUAUCUUAAACAAUUAAGGGAAUUUCUUUUUAAGUUGGUCCUGUGUGGCAGUUUUGCUUUUUUUUAAAACAACACACACAGUUAUGGAACUGGAGUGUUGUACUCUGCACACGUUGGUUAGUCUGCAUGACUGAAUCAAAACCAAUCAAUCACAAAUCGCCCAGCCACAUCCACCUUUUAAAAAAAAACAAAGUCCCCAAAACCCUUUAAAGCUGUAGGUGUGUGUAUCAUCAAAAUGCUUUUAAAAAUGUAUUUUUUGUUUCUGUUUGAUCUGGUGUAUUAUGGAUAUAUAUGGGUGUCUGUGGUUGGGGUGACUGUGGCACUGGAAACUGCUAGAAAUGCUGUGCAUGUCUACUGAGGGAACUCUUAGCUGUCCGGGGCCUUUUGUUUUUAAAGUUAGGUGCCUAUCUCUCUUUCGGAAAGGGGUCACAUAUACAUAUACAUAUAAAUGAUAAUGGAUAUUCUUUUCCUUUUUUUGUGUUUCACUCCUCGUGUCUUUCUAAGAAAACAUGUCUUUAUAUACUGAAAUUAUAUUAAUAUAUUUUAGACUGUGAUAUCCUGAAAUAAAAUAAAUGUACACGUCAAAUGAACAAUAAAAGUUUAUGAAGGAA